GUGUUUUUUUUUUGUUUGUUUUUUCCACUUGGUAAGUUUGGGGAGGUGUUUGUGACUUCAGUGAAGCCACAGAGCAGCGGCAGCAGCAGACGGAGGUGACACAUGGAACUGAGCAUAUAGGACCAGAGAGACGCACGGUUUUUCUGUUUCCGUUUGUGUGGCUGUUCAACAAUAAGAAAAGAAAUGGGGAAACUUCUUCUGUUAUUCUUCGUUAUUCUACUUUGUGUUAGUGGAACUCUCCAAAAGAAAGGAAAAAGAAGGAACAAAGUGAAGAGAAACAACUCUGAGCCUGCGGUUGCUGUGCCCAGAACUUUUUUAGGAGACCCAGUCAUUCAGACCAACUUGUUUUUUGUCCUAAAUGGGACACAAGCUCCCCUUUCAUCUCACUCCUCUCCAGCACUGCAGUCUCUAAGCAACAACACAGCCAGCUAUCUCCGCGGCCCUCUGAGCACACGGGUCAUCCCAAUUAUUUAUAUGUUGGCGGUCGCUGUCGGGAUCCCAGCCAACAUCGCCAUCUUGUACACUCUGGCCACUAAAAUUAGAAAGGUGUCCUCUGCCAUUCUGUACUGCAGCCUGACCGUCUCCGACCUCUUCCUCCUCUUCUCCCUCUUCUUCAAGGCUCACUACCAUUUCCAUGGAAACCACUGGGUGCUCGGGGAGGCUGCGUGUCGAGUGGUCACGGCCUGUUUCUAUGGCAACCUCUACUGCUCAGCCCAGACGCUGGCCUGCAUCAGCAUCAAGCGCUACCUGGCUGUCGUGCACCCGUUCAUGUACAAAAGUCUCCCCAAGAGGAUGUUCACUGGCUGGGUCAGUGUGGCCGUUUGGGGGGUAUUUGGUGCCGCUGUGGUACCCGAGCUCGUCGUCCAGCAGAGCUAUUGGAUCCCUGAGGUGGGCCGCAUCACCUGCCAUGACGUUUUGCCUUUGUACUAUGACUCCCAUGUCUUCCUGCUCUACUACAACCUGUUUCUAACCAUAUUUGGCCUCCUGUUGCCGCUUGUGGUCACGAUGGUGUGCUAUGCCCGCAUCGUGUCCGAGCUCAACAGAUCGCACUAUGACUGGGCGAUGUACAUCAAGGCCAGCUCCCUGGUGUUAAUCAUCUUCGUGGUGUGUUUCACUCCCGCUGGAGUCCUGCAUUUUGUCCAUUAUGUGCAACUGUUUGCAGAUGGAACUGAGAGUUUGUAUGUGCACUUUAAAAUGGCGGUGUGUUUGUGUUGCCUCCAUGCCUGUCUGGACCCCUUCCUCUUUGUCAUCAUGUCCAAGUCUGCAGGCUCCAGGCUUUACUCUAGGGCCGUUAAAGGCAAGACUCUGAGCCUAUCCAUCUAACAGAGACUUACAUGUUACCAAAAACUGUCUUUGAUUGAGAUUUAGCAACAUAUGAAGAGGAAGAUUUUCUCUAUGGCUGGAAUCCAAAGAGAAAGCAAACUCGACUGUAUUUAUGAUAAACAAGCAAUGGACAGACUUCCUGUUGCAUUAAAUGUGUUCUCUGCAAGUAGAUUAAAUAUUUUUGUAUAGCAA
Messenger RNA from Epinephelus moara (kelp grouper), 1515 nucleotides. Its product is annotated as proteinase-activated receptor 3. The record is from RefSeq and is a predicted model, not a curated record. Gene Ontology annotation, biological process: blood coagulation; positive regulation of Rho protein signal transduction; phospholipase C-activating G protein-coupled receptor signaling pathway. Bases 184 to 1323 code for a protein of 379 amino acids. Gene Ontology annotation, molecular function: thrombin-activated receptor activity. Gene Ontology annotation, cellular component: membrane. Lineage: Eukaryota; Metazoa; Chordata; Actinopteri; Perciformes; Serranidae. The transcript has 2 exons.